Molecule: messenger RNA, 1734 nt
Organism: Nerophis lumbriciformis (worm pipefish)
Lineage: Eukaryota; Metazoa; Chordata; Actinopteri; Syngnathiformes; Syngnathidae
Source: RefSeq, a predicted model, not a curated record
AUGCCUUCAGGAAUGGCUGGGCAAACACCAUGUCUAACCAGCCGAUGGGAUCAGCCAGCCCAGUCUGCGGAAGGGGACACCGGGAAAGUUGCUUAUCGUGUCCCAGAGGCUGUCGGCACGUCUUCUUCAAACAGUUCUCCUCCGACGCAGGAAAAACGACAAUUAAUGGCUGGGCUGGAGAAGCCAGAGCCUCCGGGAGGGGUCGAAAUGGCCGCUGCCAUGGCUGCUAAAAUAAACGCCAUGCUAAUGGCCAAAGGAAAGCUUUUGACUCCUCCACCGUUGUUGACAAAAAAACCAGUUUGUGUGCCAACGCCACCCCUGACAGAAGAUCUAGUUGUCACGGAGGUUGACAUAAAUGACGUGCCUAUAAACUGCAGAGACCUUCUUACUAAAGGCAAAACCCAAGAGGAGAUUCGACUGUGUAGCGGGGCAGUUGUCUCAACUCGAGGAAAUUACAUGUCUGAUGUUGAAAGGGAAAAAGCAGGAGGACAAAGACCUUUGUAUUUACAUGUCCAGGCAAAGACUCAGGAGCAGGUUAAUAAAGCAGUCUCGAGAAUAAAGGAGAUCAUCACUGAGGAUAUGUUGAGAGUCUCCGCGGCUUCAGGGGGGCAAACAAUGCCCAUUAUUCCACCGCUCACGCUGUAUCCUCAGCCCUCUCGGCCCGUUGUCCAAACACCCAACACCAGCUCAACACUGAAUCAGGGCCAUAGACCGGCCGCUCCUCAUCCGGGGAACUUUGUCCACACAAAGAUCUUUGUGGGCUUGGAACAGUCGCUGCCAUCGUUCAACGUAAAUGAAAAGGUGGAAGGUCCGGGAGGAACAUACUUGGGUCACAUACAGACUGAAACGGGAGCCCGAGUCUUCCUCAGGGGCAAAGGUUCCGGCUACAUUGAACAGGCGUCCAAACGGGAGUCCUUUGAGCCGCUUUAUGUUUACAUCAGUCAUCCAAACGCAGCUGGACUGGAGGCAGCCAAGCUACUUACAGAGAGUCUGUUACAAACUGUGAGAGCCGAGCAUGCCAGCUUAAAGUCGUCGUACACGGCCACCGCCUCAACCCAACCAUACGCAACUCAUGGAUAUCCACCUAAUAGCAAUUACUCUAGCCAGUGUUCCUGGUAUAACUACCCAGCCAAUGGGUAUGCUGGAGGCUAUUCAGCGUACCCGGGAGCCGGUGGUUAUUGGAGUAAUGCAAAUGGUCCUCCAAGUCAUUCUAACAUGUCGACAACCCCUCCGUCUUCUCAGGCAAUGGUUCAGUAUCCGGUGUGUCCACGGAAUCCAAAUCCCUAUCUUGUGGAGGGUGCUGGUCGAGGUGAUACAGCGGACCGUCUAGGAGCUUUACACACUCAGCCUGACACAGGAAGUUCACAUCAGCAUGUCUGUGAACCUACUGAGGAACAAAAGCCUGCCAGCUGCUCCCAGGAGACUCCUGCUCAUCAAAAGUCCACACCUCCCCCCGCUGUCAACCAAGAAAAAACAGUAGAGAGGAUGCUGAUGCCCCCGCCACCGCCUCCCUUGGCCGUUCUCACCUCUGGCCCGCGCAAGCGACCGAGCGACAUGGCUACCCAGGCUCCAGACAGUCUGCCCAACAGUGCCGCAACUUCGGGUCUUGUGAAAGAAACAUGUGAGAAGAAACCCAAGAUUUUGUUGGAUGCAUCAGGGCUGGUGCCAUAUGGUGGAGACUCUUCCGAUGAAGAAGAGGAGAGGACUCGUAGCAGUAAGACCAGUAACUCAUGA